Penicillium malachiteum is the source of this 1089-nucleotide messenger RNA. RefSeq names its product putative di-, tri-valent inorganic cation transporter. Gene Ontology annotation, molecular function: zinc ion transmembrane transporter activity. The record is from RefSeq and is a predicted model, not a curated record. The coding region runs from base 1 to 1089 and encodes 362 amino acids. Gene Ontology annotation, biological process: zinc ion transmembrane transport; intracellular zinc ion homeostasis. NCBI's taxonomy places the organism in Eukaryota, Fungi, Ascomycota, Eurotiomycetes, Eurotiales, Aspergillaceae. The transcript is spliced from 8 exons. Gene Ontology annotation, cellular component: membrane.
AUGAAACUUGAAACAGUUGGGUUCUACACACAUUCACUGGCACUUAUUGCAGACGCUUUUCACUACUUAAAUGACUUGGCAGGGUUUGUCAUUGCACUGGUUGCAUUGAAGAACGGGGGGGAUUCCCCUCAGGGACUUUCCUUUGGAUGGCAACGGGCUCAACUCUUGGGGGCCUUUUUCAAUGGCGUUCUACUAUUUGCGCUGGGAAUCAGCAUAUUCCUACAAUCCAUCGAAAGAUUCAUUUCCCUGCAACGCAUCGAGGAGCCGAAAUUGGUCUUCAUCGUUGGUUGUAUCGGCCUAGGUCUUAACAUCAUCAGUGUACUUUUCCUUCACGAACACGGACACGAUUAUGAUCAUGGAAACAACAAUCACACAUCUCUGACAAUAGAAGAAGGGCUUUCGCCUAUCAGCAAAGACGAUUCCGAUUCCAUUUCAAAGCAUGAUGAUCAUAAACAUGUGCGCCUUGAAAAUCCCAACUCCCCAGUAUCUGGCCACUGUCACGAUCACGGUCACGGGCAUGGACAUGGACACGGGCACGACCACGGCGAUUUGGGGAUGAUGGGAGUCCUCGUACACGUCCUAUGCGACGCAGCUAACAAUCUCGGUGUCAUCGCUGCUGCGUUGGUUAUCUGGCUUGCGAAGUAUGACGGCAGAUACUAUGCCGACCCGGGUGUUAGCAUGGGAAUAGCCGUGAUGAUAAUUAUAUCUUCCCUCCCACUAGUGCGUCGAUCGGGUUCAAUCCUGCUGGAAAGCGCCCCCGUCGGUCUUGAUCUGAGUGAUGUGCAACAUGACCUUGAGAAGGUCCCAGGAGUUCAUUCGAUCCACGAGCUCCAUAUCUGGCGUUUGAACCAACGAAAAACUCUCGCUUCAGUGCAUGUUGUUGUGUCUGACCCUUCGGUCGCCGGUUUCCUCAAGACGGCUAAAAUAAUCAACCAGUGCUUCCAUGCGUAUGGUAUCCAUUCAGCCACUUUGCAGCCAGAGGCGUUAUCAGAGUUCAACGGUGAUGCUGUGCUCCCGCACGGGGAGAAGGUGGCGCGUUGUCAAAUCGGGUGUGGGACGCUGUGUGAGGGACUGACCUGUUGUGGAUGA